GAUAGUGACAGUACCUGUUAAAAAAAGAAUGUCAAUAACAUAAUUAUUAUGAUUUUUUUUCUUAGAAAAUUUUGAUAAAAUAUUUUUUAAAAGAUGACUCAAAGUGAAACAGUAUUAUAUUCGCAACUACAACCAUGGAGCAGUGUGGGAGCUACACCAUGCAUGGAACAAGUAGCUGGACCACCAAUGCCCACCAGAAUAGGACAGUACUACCAAACACCCAGGCCUCAUCCAUGGAGACCCACUCUUGGCUACGAAACUGUAGAAGUAACACCAUUACCAAAUCAACAUGCUACAAAUGCCAUGGUCGAUCCAUGUUACACUCCAUAUGGUAUGGCGACAGAACCAUUAAAAUUUCCAAAUUUAGUGACUGGAUUUGAAAGAAACCCUGCUCACGCAGCUCGUGCGGCUUUGUACACUCGGUACACUCCAUUAGAAUGGACUCAGAGCAACUUGAAACACUACAAUGAGUCGGACACUAACAGAAAUUACUCAGAGAGGCUCAGAGGAGAUUUUAUACGAGUUAUGAGGGAGACAGAUGAAAAAACUGCUCAGGGGCAGAGGGAAUCAGGCAGAAGAUUGGGCGAAAGACUGACAGAUACGACUUUUUGGCGUAACGAAGCUAGAACCGAAUUGGAACGUUUACUAACAGAAUCCAGCCUGUUGCAAGAUUCGAAAAGAGCUAUCGAUAAAGCUAUAAUCGACAUUGAGGCUCCGCUACACAUUGCGCAAGAGUGUCUGUAUAACAGAGAAAAAAGAUCAGGAGUUGAACUGGUCCACGAUAGCCCCGAACAGUGCCUGCUGAGGGAGAUCGAAACCUAUCGAAACGCUCAGGCCAAACUCAAGUGUCUGGCGGGUAAAGUUGUCGAUCAGCUGCGCAACAAUAGAGCUGCGCAGCACGAGCUUGAAACUGACGUCAGAAGCAAGGAGGGCGCAUUGGGAAUCGAUAACAUUUGUCAUCAGCUGAAUAACUUCUCUAAGGGUAUAAAUUAUUAUGGUGGUAUAGAGAAAUUUGAUCCUACUGUAAGUACCACACAAACAUGGGCAGAAAACAGCAACAGAAUAGUACAAAGGUCUCAAGCUGAAAGAGGCAGAUCAGCUCAAAUGAGAUCUGACAUCGACAAUUUAAUCAAUACAUGCGCUCAAGAAGUAUGGGAUGCAUGGAGUAACUCUAAUAAUGCUCUAGCACGUAGAGCAGCUGAAACUCUAGAAGUUAAAAGCAAACUUCAAAUGCAUCUGCAUAAGGUUCAACAAGAAUUAUUUGACCUAGAAAAGAACAUAGAGUUGCUUAAGAAAGCUAUAAUAGACAAGAGUGCCCCGGUGAAAGUAGCCCAUACAAGAUUAGAAGCUAGAACGCAUAGAAAAGAUAUUGAACUAUGCAGAGACCAAGCGCAAGAUAGAUUGGUGAAUGAAGUACGCGAUCUUCAAGAUAGUAUUGAAUAUCUGCAUAAAAAGCUUCAAGAAGCUGAAGCUCAACAUCAACAACUCUUGAAAACUAGAGUCAACUUGGAAGAGGAUCUUCACAACAAGUGUAAUUCUCUGUUUAUUGAUAGAGAAAAAUGUAUGGGCAUGAGAAGAUCAUUCCCCAUCACUGCCACCAUUAAAUAUUAAAAAAAUAUGUUUAUAUGUCAAAUUUUCUGUUAUAAUUUGUAUAAUCUCGUAACUAAAUUCAUAAAAUAUUUGUAUUCAAACAAAAUAAAUGAACAUAACAAUAGA
This is a messenger RNA of Sitophilus oryzae (rice weevil), 1716 nucleotides long. RefSeq names its product tektin-3-like. The coding region runs from base 94 to 1611 and encodes 505 amino acids. The record is from RefSeq and is a predicted model, not a curated record. Gene Ontology annotation, biological process: cilium assembly; cilium movement involved in cell motility. The transcript has 9 exons. NCBI's taxonomy places the organism in Eukaryota, Metazoa, Arthropoda, Insecta, Coleoptera, Curculionidae. Gene Ontology annotation, cellular component: nucleus; microtubule cytoskeleton.